Aethalodelphis obliquidens (Pacific white-sided dolphin) is the source of this 1175-nucleotide messenger RNA. RefSeq lists its product as uncharacterized. The record is from RefSeq and is a predicted model, not a curated record. NCBI's taxonomy places the organism in Eukaryota, Metazoa, Chordata, Mammalia, Artiodactyla, Delphinidae. The transcript is spliced from 3 exons. Bases 278 to 892 code for a protein of 204 amino acids.
AGACCCCGUGAGACACGGAACAGCCGCCUUCCUCCCCAGUCCUGAGUGCCGUCAUGUGAAGGGCGCCCCAGUGGCCUGCCUCGCUCUGGGGCGGCUCCCCGAUGGCUCUGUUGCCAAGGUCCGGUGGGACUCGCCGCUCAGGAGAAGGGCGCGUCCCGAGCCGGCGGCCUCACUGCAGGCCGACCCUCCCUCUACCCACCGGACGUGUGGCCGAGGCCUGUGCCGAGGAGCCCGUGCCGGGGGAGCCGUGGCCGCGCUGUGGCCCUGCCGGCUGCACAUGAAGAAGGUGCCGGGGGCAUCCCGGGUCCCCCCGCCCCACACCUCCUGGGACCCCAGGGCUGGGCUGUUCUCGGAGCCGCCCCUCCUGCCGCCCGACCCCGGGCCAGGACGCCGACCACACCGUGAAAGCUGCUCUCGGAACAGAAGAGAACAGAGCAGCCGCCUGCCUCCCUCCAGGAUGAGCCCUUUAGGGCUGGGGCCCCUCUCACCAGCUCAUCUGGCUCUCAUCUCUGCUCCAGAAGAUCUGGAACCUGCACGGAAGGAGCGUCAUCUGCCCACAGACAGCCCUCAUCAGCGGCGUCCGGGAGCCGGUUUGUGCCACCAGGUGCUCUCAGCAGCUCUUCUCUGGGGGCAGCUCCUUGAGAUGCAGCGGCGUCCGGUCCGCAAGCGGGCCGCCCUGUGCGGCCGGGGUGAUGACCCCACGCGUCACCUCACAGGUCAGAGGGGACAAAUCUCGGCCCUCGGGCAACAGCCGGGGAGUCCCCGCUUCUCACCGCUGACGCGUCCCCGAGGGCCGGCCGCCGAGGACAGGGGGAGGCCUGUUAACUCCUUCACUGGCUGUCCCAGCGUCUUGCCGGCCCUCCUGACAGCCUCCAUAACGUCUGUUGAAUAAACGGUUUAGAAAACAAAUGAGUCCGGGGUGAAGAAAGAGCCUGUGAUGGUAGCAUAGCGUUGAGAAUGCACUGAAUGCCACCGAAACAUACACUUGAAGAUGGUUAAAAUGGUGAAUAUUACUUUAUGUUUAUUUUACCACAUUAAAAAAAUAACCCACAAGUGAAUGAGUGGCUAAUUGUGCAAAGUGUAACCUUAAAGUUAAAAAAAUUGGAGAUUAUUGGGCUUCCCUGGUGGCGCAGUGGUUGAGAGUCCGCCUGCCGAUGCAGAGGACACGGGUUCGU